This is a messenger RNA of Lactuca saligna, 1404 nucleotides long. Lineage: Eukaryota; Viridiplantae; Streptophyta; Magnoliopsida; Asterales; Asteraceae. The record is from the annotation of a GenBank genome assembly.
CACUUAAAACCAACCUAUUAUAACACAUUAUCAAACUAACCGUCUUUUAGAAACAAGCCUACUAAUACAAAAAAAAAAAAAAGAACCCUCAUAGUUCUAGGCAAAGUACCGCAAUCCUUUAAUCCAAUGCCAUGAACACCAACAAAUUUUGGUUUUGGUCGUCUGUUACAGCCAUUGCUCUCCUUUCCUUCGUACUCUCCUUUUACACCACUAACAUCUCUAUAAGGGGCAUUGAAGUCAUAUUUAUGAAAAGGAUCUUUGAGCAAAGUGGAAUUUAUGAGAUCUUCUCUUUUAUAGGAAAAAGUCUCGGUCUGACGAGGAGUGGGGUCACUUGUGAUACCACUAAGUGGAAGUCUGCACUCAUAGCAAAAUACAAAGUUGAGCUUGUUUUGACUGUUGAUCAAAAUGGUUGUGGGAAGUUCAAUACUUUACAGAAGGCAGUGGCCGCUGUUCCGGAUAAUAGCCCGAAACCAACACUGAUCAUUCUUGAUGCAGGCACAUAUAAGGAGAAAGUGUUGGUGGGCGUAAAGAAAAUCAAUUUGAUAAUUCAAGGUCAAGGUUAUCAAAAGACAAUGAUCACUUGGAAUGACACUGCAGCUUCAUCUAAAGGCACUAUCUACAGCUACACAGUUUGCAUUGAUGCUAAAAAUUUCAUUGCUUACGACAUCGGCUUUAAGAACACAGCUCCUCGUCCAGCGCCAGGUGCAGUUGGAGGACAAGCUGUAGCACUGAGAGUCAGAGGAGAUCAAUCAGCUUUCUAUAAUUGCGGGUUUUUUGGAUUUCAAGACACUCUUAAUGAUGCUGAAGGAAGGCAUUAUUUCAAACACUGUCACAUUGAAGGAACAGUAGAUUUUAUCUUUGGGAAUGCUAGAUCACUCUACCAAGAUUGUGAAAUUAACUCGGUACCCAGUGGUGCUAAGGCCAUUGGAGCUAUAGCAGCACAACAAAGAGCCUCAACUAAAGAGAAAACAGGGUUUUCUUUUGUGAACUGUAAGAUAGGAGGAAGUGGCAAGUUAUUUCUCCAGAUGGCUGGAAUGAUUGGAGAGACCCCAAAAGAGAUCAGUUAGUUUACUUUGGAGAGUAUGGGUGCUCUGGUCCAGGAGCAAUAAACGUUCUUAGGGUUAAAUACGCAAAGAAACUGACCAAAGCUGAAGCAGCUCCGUUCAUGGAUAUCUCUUAUGUUGAUGGAAGUACGUGGAUUAAAUAGUAGUAAGAACAUUUAGAACUAUAAAUUCAAAUAAGAUGAAUGUCUUCUAUCACAUGUUCAUAAGUUACUGCGAGAAUAUAUCGUUCUAACACAAAGAAAAUGAAAACUGAAAAAAAAAAAAUAUGCAUGAGUACUUUAAAUUCCAUAAGAUGUUUCGUAUCCUUUAUUUUUCUUUGAUAUAACAUAAUGAAAAGGAG